GCAGAGAGAGCAAAGUUUUAAGGUCAUAGGCUGCAUCUUGGUAUCUUUAGAGUGGUUUAGGUUGUCCUGUUAGUCUUCGAAUUCAACAUAAGGUCACUUCUUUGGAUUUUUCAGUUGAACCAGGCAAAUGAAUCAGCUAUGGUACAUUGUGGUUUCUACAGCAAGAACGGAGGAUUUAAGGUUUCUGAUGAAGACAAAAAUUACAUGGAAGCUUGCAAAGUUGUGGUGUCCACUUGUGCAUUUGGUGGUGGAGAUGAUCUUUAUCAACCUAUCGGGAUGUCGGAGGCAUCACUUCAGAAGGUUUGCUAUGUCGCAUUUUGGGAUGAAAUCACUCUUGCUGCUCAGGAAGCCGAGGGUCGCAAAAUUGGCGAGAACCAUUUUAUCGGGAAGUGGCGCAUUGUAAUAGUUAGGGAUCUCCCUUUCAGAGACCAAAGACUAAAUGGCAAAAUUCCAAAGAUGCUGGGUCAUCGUCUCUUUCCUCAUGCAAGAUAUUCUAUUUGGGUGGACUCAAAGUCCCAAUUUAGGAGAGAUCCUUUGGGUGUGUUAGAAGCCCUUCUUUGGCGUUCAAAUUCGGUACUUGCCAUUUCAGAACAUGGAGCACGCAGUAGUGUCUACGAUGAGGCAAAGGCUGUUGUCAAGAAAAACAAGGCUACCCCAGAAGAAGUGGAGGUACAAUUGACCCAAUACCACCAGGAUGGCCUCCCAGAGGACAAGAGGUUUAAUGGAAAGAAAGCUUUAGCAGAGGCAUCUAUAAUUGUGAGGCAUCAUACACCAUUGACUAAUCUGUUCAUGUGCCUUUGGUUUAAUGAGGUGGUUCGCUUCACAUCCCGUGAUCAACUGAGUUUUCCAUAUGUUCUAUGGCGGUUGAAGGUGUUAAAGAACAUUAAUAUGUUCCCUGUCUGCACUCGCAAAGAUCUUGUUAAUAGCAUGGGCCAUAUACGCAAGGCUAAGCCUCUAACAAACUAAUUCUUGGUGCUUUUUUAUUUUUUUGAAUUAUUUUUCAUAUUUAUUAUUAAUUUCUCAAAUGAUUCUUGUGGUCUUGUUUGGUUUACACUUUCUAUGGUGUUUAUACAUGGAACGUCCUAGAAGCAACAGCAUUCGUGAUUCACUAGGACAAUAUAACGGGUCUACUGGAGGUAAUCUUUGUGAUGACAAUCUGUGUAGCUAACAAUCUUUGUUAUUCUUUUAUAUGUCCCUGCACAAUUUUG
This is a messenger RNA of Ilex paraguariensis (yerba mate), 1208 nucleotides long. The record is from the annotation of a GenBank genome assembly. Lineage: Eukaryota; Viridiplantae; Streptophyta; Magnoliopsida; Aquifoliales; Aquifoliaceae.